AUGCUUUGUGGAAUUAUCUCACUGAUUUUGCUAAUUGAAUCUUCUUAUCAAUGGUGUGAGACUAAGCAGUAGAAUGUUACAUAUUACACAUCGAAAGGUGAACAGAUUAGAUGGAGGGCAGACUCAUUAAUUACAGGAAAUGGACUUUAAUACACUUUGAUACCAAACUCAACUAUUAUGAGAUAUCAUCCUGCCUUCGAUUAAAUAUCUGAGGAAGAGCCUCAUUAUGGAACUUUAAUUUAGACAGGUGCAAUAAGAGCUUACGACACAGCAAGUUCCGGAGCGUGGACAAACUCGUUUGCAUUUUUGGAAUGGGAUGACAAAAAAAACAUAUACGACAUAUAUUACUAAUAAGGAAAUGUAUUGGAUAUGGCUAAGACUCCUUCAUUUUCUUAAAAGGUGUAAUUGACAAAUAGCAAUGCAAUUAUAGAUUGUUUUGAUAUUGAAUAUAUCAAUCCUGACUUAUGGAUAGUCGAUUGUGCUGAAAGGAAUGAUGCCACUCCUACAUAACCAAUGAAAAAUUAUCUAUAUUAGGUUGACUAAUUAGACAAUCCUGGUACUGCUGGUGCCAAAAGAUAAGAGGUGCUCAAUCGCAAAUAAUAUAAAUAAGUGAAAGGAAGGAAAAUCUAAUAUCAUGUUUAUUACAAAAGAGGAACUGGAGAACAAAUCGGAGUUGGAGUUGAUCGUCCACAACCUCCUUAACCUAUUCGAAUGCUACUAAGAGGACAAUAAGCCUUUAAUUCUGAAACAGGAAACUAAACAGUGUUGGAUACCGACUGCUCCAUUGAUUUAUUAAUUAGAUUGGAUAAUGGAACAAUGAAGGAUACUAGUGUAUUAGACAAAGCUAAAAUAAGUGCAGACACUAAACAAACUGUUAAUUUCACUUUGAUUGAUUUCAAAGUGUAACCCAAUGGCGAUGUUUAUAUUUUGGAUGCUGAUUAGGGAGUAUAUGUCUAUCAAGUGACAGAGGAGGGAUAAUGGGUUUACGUUAAAACAAUUCAAACUCUCAAUUAAAAAGCUUAUGGUUUUGAUGUUGUGGAGAUGCUGGAUGAGGAUGGAUAUCCAGAAUUGGCCUUGACUGUUUUGUAUGAAUCCAAUUUGUUAAUCACUGUGGCAUCAGCUUAAAGGAAUGGAUACCAUUUACCAUUCAAAGCAUCUUUUCCAGUUUCAGUCUCAUUCAGUGAUAAGUAUGUGGUUGUAGUGCAUUAAUAAAAGUUAUACUUGUAUAAUAUGGAACUGCCCUAUUUACUCCACUCAGAGAUAUUGAUUUCUGAAACUAUUUUAGUAAAUCCUUUCGCUCCUGAUGUUAUUGUAGUCUCAUCCACUUUAACCAGAAGGUAUGAAUUGAGUGAUGGAUAUUUGGCAUCCGAGAAUUCAGUGCAAAUAGAAAAAUCAACAAUCAAAUUUUAUGGAACUGAUGGCACUAAAACAUGCAGUAGUGAAAUUAAUUACUAAGUGUUGCCUAUUGAAGAUGCUAAUAUUUAUGAUUUGGGUCAUGAUCCCUUCCCUAGCAUGGUCACAUAUCCAGCUGAACCAUUCUUACUUUAAGAUUUAGCAUCUGGACCAAAUCUAUAAUACAUCACCCCAGAUUUUCAUUAGGACCAUGUUGAAGUUCUAGUACAUUUUCUAUGGGAAAUAGAACUUAAGAAUGUUAGUUUGUUCGAUGCUAAAGAUGUUGCCUAUGCUGAUCUCUUAGUUGACCCUCAUCAUCAUAACAAUAAUAAGUUCUAUCUAUUUUUGUAACAUAAAAAUAAAAGUGUUAUUAUUUGGGAUUGUUAAUCACAUAGUUACAACGAUAAUCAUACUAAUUGUGAGAUAUAGGAUCGAUUUGAUUUACCAGUGCAAUUAAGCAGAACAAACUCAUAAUUUGAUUGGAAAACAUUCGAAUAAGAAGUAGUGACUUUCUAAUUCUAAGUGAACGAUUAUGAAAUCGUAUUCUAUAGUAAUUACAAUGGUGAUCAUCAGAAAAUAGGCAACGUUACUUAUGAGGCAAAACCAGAAUUUAAAAUUACUUCGUUCACAGCUUUAAAAUAAACCAUUUAUAUCGUUUAACAUGCUUAAAAAGAAGUAGAUGCCAUUUUCGGAGUCAAUCCAACUCUCAUCAAAUAUUCCAUUGAUGCAUAUCUGAUUGAUGAAUAUUAAACAGGUUGUAGUUGGACUCCAAAAAGAGUAUUUGGAAAUUCAUUCACUAACAGCGAAUUCAUCUUCGUUUUGACUGAUGAUUGUGUGAUAAUGGGUGAAUUAAGAACUCAUUUUGUGUUAUUAAAGGCUAUUCCUAUUGAAACCGAUGCCGAAGUUGAAGUUGCAGUUGGUUAAAAGACCUUCUAUAUAAUUUCCAAGGGGAAAAAGGAAAGCAUCAAAGAAUUCAAUUAUGAAAAUUUAAAUGACAUUUAUCUAAUGAAAUCAAUGCCAUUCUAUGGAAGAUAUUCUUUAUAAACUCCACUAACAAUAGACUUUGUUUUUGAAACAGGAUUCCUUUUCGUAAGAGCCUAUGAUUCUAUUGAGAAAGAGACUGUAAUUCUAAUCUACGAAUCCAACAUCCUAUAUAGAAAUUCAUUACACAAAGUAUUAAAAACACAUUAAUUGAUUCCUGAUGGUUAAUUGUUAGAAACUGCUGCUUCUGGAUAAGAAUAAAUGUUUGUUUAUUUUAAUGAUUUGAAAACCUAAAGGGUUAUAGUAGUCCUAAAGGACUCAUUGAUGGAGUUGGUACCAAGUCAUCUGAGUGAUGCUUAUACAACAUCAAUGAAAGCAGCUGUAGGCAUUUCUAAUACAUUGUCAGAUUAAAAAACAAGUGUAAUAUAUCCAAUUAAAUUUAUUAACACUCAAUCUAUUGUUAGAGUCAACAUUACUCUUUUGGCCAAAACAGUAUUCCACUUCAAUUCCACUGAGAAAACCUAAUAUUUGAAUUUCACUAAUGAUGGAUUGUAUUAUGGUCAUGUUACAAAAUUCGGGAUCAUUUGCAAAUAAUGUGACGGUAAACUUAUCAGUAUCCUCAACCCUCUGACCAAAAGUAGUGAAGGAACCUAAUUUGCUAAUUAUGAAAUUAUUGCUGGUGCUGCAUUCAAAGAUUCAGUUGUUUAUUUGGCUGAUCCUAAAUCAUUGGUAUUUUAAAACAGUGAUGAUGACACUGUUAAAUUUGUCCAUAAGAUAGAACCUGGCACUCAUUGCACUCAAUUAACGACUUUAAACGAGUAUAUAUUAGUAACUUGUAUUAACAACUCAGAUACUCUAUUAUAUAUUGUUAAUUGUGAUAUUGCCAAAUUAACAUGCUCAUCUAUUCAAUCAGACACUCCUAAUAUUGGAAAGUUCAGUCAAGUAUCUAAAGUUUUAUAUUUAAAUUCAUACCUUUACAUUUUGGAUGCUGAUCAAGAUCAUCCACUUACUAAUAGAGGAGCUCUCCAUGUUUAUUAAUUAACUUUAGACCAAAAGUGGAGUGUUAAGAAUGAAAAGGUUUUAGAUGCAUUAUACUUCAAACUAACACCUAGUAAUGAUUACUAUAUUACUGAUUUUGAUGUUGUUUAAUUCCAAUAAGGAAAUACAUUUUAUUAGAAAAUCAUGAUUCAAACAGCUAUUGGGUAGACUUACUUUGUUUAAAUGUACAAUGAUGGUGGUCUAAUAAAAGACAACCAUCAGUCAGUUUUUAAUCUAGCCUCAUUUUUGAAUAAAGAUUAUGCAGUCAAAGCGGAUACGAAUUUCUAAUAAAUAAGAGCCUAUAAAAGUGUAACUAAUGCAAACACAUUAGAUGCAACUGUGAUAGUCACUACGAACAAUGUUGCUCAAUAUGCCAUCACAUUUUCAUUUGAUAUCAGUGAACCUCUUAAUAAGGGUUCGCCAUUAAAAGACACAAGUGUUCCAUUUUUAUUGAAUCAUUAUGGAACCAUGCAAACCUUGAAUAAAUUUGUUGUUGGAUAAGGACAUGCUGCUGUUCCUUAUUAUAAUUCAUCUCAUCUAAUGAUUAGCGUUUAUUAAUUACCAUCACUGACAGCCUUAAGUGCUGAUGCAACAGCCAAAAUGAUAACAAUCUCUGGAGCAGAAACUGUCAGACACCUUGCUUCAAAUACUUAAUUCGCCCUUGUUAUCUAAAAACCUACAAAUUAGACUGAACCCUCCAUCUAUACAAAUAUUGAAGAAGAUAGCAAAUCCUAUAAUUAUGUCCUCAAGAAAUAUACUAUCCAUGAUGUUCCUAAAAUUAAAAUAGUAUCCGGAGACUAAGUACAAUCUUAGAUAAUAGAAUUGUAAAUUGAAAAUGAUUACAGUUCUGCAUUGGGAGCCUUUGAAAUUAUUAACAACAAUAAUCCUCCUCCUCCUCCAGAUGAUGGUGAUAGUGGAAGUUCCCUCGUUUGGCUUUGGAUAUUAUUAGGAAUUUUAGGUGGACUUGCUAUAUUAGGCGGAGCCUUUUUUGUUUAUAUUAAGUUCUUUAAGAAGGGCUCACAAGUUUCUUCUAGUGCAAAAGUAUCAUUGAUGAACUAAUGA
Paramecium tetraurelia is the source of this 4473-nucleotide messenger RNA. RefSeq lists its product as uncharacterized. The transcript has 6 exons. Lineage: Eukaryota; Ciliophora; Oligohymenophorea; Peniculida; Parameciidae. The record is from RefSeq and is a predicted model, not a curated record.